AUGUUCCGAGAGUUGACUAAACGAGAUCCACGAUUGACAACUGGGGAAGGACUACGAAGACUCUUCGACGAGAUCGAUGAAGGAAAUGUUAAAACGCAAGAAGAGCUUCUGGAACGGUUGUUCCAUACUGCUGAACUUGAGGAACACAUCGACAAUGCCGGUGGUAUUACGCCGGAGGACGAGGACGUUUUUGUUGAGCAUAUGAGAAACACAGUCGCAUCUGGUGACAUGGAUGAUCUCUCAGGAACCAAAGCUGAACGUCGAGCACCUAGAUCAAAUCUCAGCAAGCUCGACAGCUUUGUGGAGUAUCUUCUCCAGAAGAUAAACCAACAAUGGCUGUCUCUGAUAUACGCUGAAGCCAUUCCAUCAAGUGCAAACUCUUGUGUUCAUAUGCCUGGUACAGUUUGUGAGCUUGCCAUCGUUGUUCCUGCUGCUGCCAGUGGUCAUCGCUUAUGUUUCGUUCUUCUUGAUGGUUUAUUUUACAUUGAAGAUGUUUCACAACAAAAGGAGUCAUAUUUUAUCACUGACAACAACUGGGAGCCAUACAUCAACUUUGCACUCUCGGUAUCGUUAUUCAUCCUAUCAGUUGGUGCAGCGAACAGACGGUUGCCUUACUGCAGUCUUGCAUGUGGAAUCUCCUCAUUCUUUGCGUUGGUGACUCUUCCCGUCAUCCUGUCGCGUAUGCACUUUGCUGCAGGGAAUUGGCGAAUCUGGCGUCCGUUGGUCCAGUUCAGGGUUGGUUACUUGGUCGCCAGUCUGGGAAUUCCAUCGUUAUGGCUGUGUACAAUCCUCGUUUACAUCUUGAUGGCAUCGAAAAGGAAGACAUGGACUGAUGUACUACAUGCUGUGGUUCCCCAU
Ostertagia ostertagi is the source of this 858-nucleotide messenger RNA. Lineage: Eukaryota; Metazoa; Nematoda; Chromadorea; Rhabditida; Trichostrongylidae. The record is from the annotation of a GenBank genome assembly.